AUCCUCUCUCCUUAGUUUGGUUUUGUAACUUGUUUUAUAAGGAACACAGUUUAUAGAUUCUUUUUUUUAUGUGAUGGAAGUGCAGUUAGAAAGAGUGUUUGUAAAUUUGUAGAGAGAAACCGAGGUCAAAAGCUGUGUGCUUGACAGAUUAUAGAACAAGAAUAUUUGAUGAGUUUUGGGGGAUUUCUUGAUAACAGCUCUGAUGAAGGAUUCGGGGGUGCAAGAAUCGUUGCAGACAUCCCUUACAGCAAUAACAACAUGACGACCGGUGUUGUCGAGCAACCUCGAUUCAUGUCUGCUUCUCUUCCGAAGAACAUAUUCAACUCCCCGGGCCUGUCUCUUGCUCUUCAGCAACAGGAUAUAGAUUAUCAAGGGAAUCAUGGGAACAAACUAAUGCUAGAGAAUUUCGAGGGAAGUGGUGGGAGAAGAAGCAGAGAAGAAGAACAUGAGAUCAGCAGAUCUGGAAGCUAUAACUUGGAUGGAGCUUCCGGUGAUGAUCAAGACGCCGCCGACAAGCCUCCGAGAAAGAAGAGAUACCAACGACACACUCCUCAGCAAAUCCAAGAGCUCGAAGCUCUAUUCAAGGAGUGUCCUCAUCCCGAUGAGAAACAGAGAUUGGAGCUUAGCAGAAGGCUUUGCUUGGAAACCAGACAAGUUAAGUUUUGGUUCCAAAACCGUCGUACUCAAAUGAAGACCCAACUGGAACGCCAUGAAAACUCUUUGCUCAGGCAAGAGAACGAUAAGCUUCGAGCCGAGAACAUGUCCAUAAGGAACGCUACGAGGAACCCCAUGUGCACUAACUGUGGGGGCCCGGCGAUUAUCGGUGACAUAUCCCUCGAAGAGCAACAUCUUAGGGUCGAGAACGCUCGUUUAAAGGAGGAGUUAGAUCGAGUUUGUGCGCUAGCCGGCAAGUUUCUAGGGCGACCCAUUUGGACAGUAGCCACUUCGGUUGCACCUCCAUUGCCGAACUCGCGUUUAAGCACAACAUUGCCUUUGGGGUUUGAUUUUGGGGCUGCAGUUCCUCCUAAUAAACCGACAACUGUCGUUACCGGUGUCAAUAAAUCCGUGGAAAGGUCGAUGUUUUUGGAACUCGCGUUGGCUGCGAUGGAUGAAUUGGUUAUGAUGGCACGGACAGAUGAACCACUUUGGAUUAGGAACUUGGAAGGUGGAAGGGAAAUGCUCAAUCAAGAUGAGUACUCGAGGACUUUCACUCCUUGCGUUGCCACGAAAUCAAAUGGCUUUGUCACCGAGGCUUCUCGAGUAUCUGGUGUAGUGAUUAUAAACAGUUUAGCCCUUGUUGAGACCUUGAUGGACUCGAAUCGUUGGUCGGAGAUGUUUCCUUGUAUGAUUGCCAGGACAUCAACCACUGAUGUGAUAUAUAGUGGCGUUGGAGGAACCAGAAACGGUGCACUUCAACUGAUGCAUGCUGAGCUCCAAGUCCUUUCUCCAUUGGUUCCGGUUCGAGAGGUUAAUUUCCUAAGGUUCUGCAAGCAGCAUGCCGAAGGGGUUUGGGCUGUCGUCGAUGUCUCAAACGACACGAUCCUAGAAACUUCGGGUGCACCCUCGUAUGUGAACUGCAGGAGGCUCCCUUCUGGUUGUGUCGUGCAGGAUAUGCCCAAUGGAUACUCCAUGGUGACAUGGGUGGAACAUGCCGAGUAUGACGAGAGCCAAGUUCAUCAACUCUACCGCCCCUUGCUGAGCUCGGGCAUGGCGUUUGGUGCCCAACGUUGGGUCGCCACUCUUCAACGCCAAUGCGAAUGCCUUGCUAUCCUUAUGUCCUCCACUGUUCCUACCCAAGGUCACACAGGGAUAACUGCAGGUGGGAGACGAAGCAUGUUAAAGCUAGCACAGCGUAUGACGGAUAAUUUCUGUGCCGGAGUGUGCGCCUCCACGGUUCAUAAAUGGAACAAGUUGAACGUAGGGCACGUCGAUGAGGACGUUAGGGUUAUUACUCGUAAGAGCGUGGAUGAUCCCGGCGAGCCACCGGGCAUCGUGCUGAGCGCCGCUACUUCGGUUUGGUUGCCGGUGUCUAACAAAAAAUUGUUUGAUUUCCUACGCGAUGAACGGUCGAGAAACGAGUGGGACAUCUUGUCCAAUGGUGGUCCAAUGCAGGAGAUGGCCCACAUCGCCAAAGGCCAAGAUCACGACAAUUGCGUCUCCCUCCUCCGUGCCAGUGCCAUGCACUCGAACCAGAGCAGCAUGCUGAUACUGCAGGAGACAUGCAUCGAUGCGGCGGGUUCGCUUGUGGUGUACGCGCCCGUUGACAUCCCAGCCAUGCACGUGGUUAUGAACGGUGGUGAUUCGGCUUACGUAACUCUCUUACCAUCGGGUUUCGCUAUCGUCACGGAUGAUCCUCCGGGCUCUAAUGGAGAUGCUGAUGGGAACGACAGCGGAGACUUCUCUCCGAAAACGGGAGGGUCACUUCUCACUGUGGCUUUCCAAAUACUGGUCAACAGUUUACCGACGGCCAAGAUCACGGUGGAAUCGGUGGAGACAGUGAAUAAUCUAAUUUCGAGCACCGUCCAGAAGAUUAAAGUUGCCCUUCAGUGCGAAAGCUGAGUGCCAAAAGCUCACGUGAUCCUUUCUUCGGUAAUUUUUAGGCUUUUUUAAAAAAGGAAGUGUGUUUGUGUAUUUAGCCAUUGAUUAGGGUUGGAUGGUUUGUGGUGGAGAGUGAAAACUGGAGAGCUUUUCCCGUUUUGCGUUUGUCUUUGUGUGCAACUCAGUGAGUUGGAGGGUAUUGAGUCAAGAACGAACCGCGCGUGAACAGACAUAGACUCCUUGCAUGGGUGGUAAUCAGCUUAUUCGGUGAUAGCGCAAAUGCAAGGAUGGUGGUUCGAGUAUUGACUCGGGUUGACCCGUCAACGCCGGGGUUUGCUUUUGGAAACUUAAUUUCUAACU
Hibiscus syriacus is the source of this 2898-nucleotide messenger RNA. Its product is annotated as homeobox-leucine zipper protein ANTHOCYANINLESS 2-like. The transcript is spliced from 9 exons. The coding region runs from base 169 to 2559 and encodes 796 amino acids. Gene Ontology annotation, biological process: regulation of DNA-templated transcription. NCBI's taxonomy places the organism in Eukaryota, Viridiplantae, Streptophyta, Magnoliopsida, Malvales, Malvaceae. The record is from RefSeq and is a predicted model, not a curated record. Gene Ontology annotation, molecular function: DNA binding; DNA-binding transcription factor activity, RNA polymerase II-specific; lipid binding.